This is a messenger RNA of Trichogramma pretiosum, 1518 nucleotides long. RefSeq lists its product as uncharacterized. Lineage: Eukaryota; Metazoa; Arthropoda; Insecta; Hymenoptera; Trichogrammatidae. The record is from RefSeq and is a predicted model, not a curated record. Gene Ontology annotation, biological process: positive regulation of SREBP signaling pathway. The coding region runs from base 574 to 1494 and encodes 306 amino acids. The transcript is spliced from 5 exons.
CAUACCUAUGUUUUUCAAUAAAUCAAUACGAAUAACAUCGUGUGCGACUCUACGAUAAUUUAUCAGUCUGUUGUAGGUACUGCAGAAAAAAUUGAUACCAACGCACGAAUUGUGUUGAACGAUGUGUCGCGCAUGCAGAAUCUAAAACCGUAUCUCGCAGUGUCAUCUGUCUACGCUAAAUCAAAGCAACUGCCGUCAUAUACAUUCGCGUUGUUGUGCUUCUGCGAUGUAGUUUGCAUGAAAAGGUUUUGUUUACGUUUUCAAAUUCAUUGAAACGAAGAUUCAACUCGAUCUUCGAAGCAUUUUUUGAUUACUUUCUGCAAUUUUUUAUCGACUACUGUGUACAUAUUGCGUUAAACUAAUACCGUGUGCUCUGUAUCAUGAGCAUUUUGUGAUAUAACUUAACCUGUCAUGUGAGCAUAUUAUUUAUAUUGACAUUUUUAUGAUGUUCAGAAUGAAUCUUCAUGAGUUAAGAAGGGAUGAAAUCUUUUAUUUUUUCAAAUGCACGAGGAUUCCUAUAAUCAACUUCAUAGAUUUAGUUAUUUCAAUCAUCUACAGUAAAUAAUAAGUAUAAUGUUCAGUUGGAUGACAGUGUCAAGGUACUUCCGACGACGACUUGUUAUUGGAUUUACUCUUGUUAUUUUACUAUUUAUAUACUUAGUACUUAAUUCAUCCAUUAGUGAGAAAUUAGGAAUAUUUGGAAAUGAUUUUGAUGAUAUGGAGAAUAUAAAUUUAAAUGAAAAUGAUGUACUUCUUAGCGAUGAAGAUACUGAUGACAAUUAUGGUAAAUCUUCUGGAAAAUCAUUAUUAUGGAGAUUAGAAGUUAUGAAUGAUAUAGGAAAUGCCAUGUCUGAUGAAGUUAUGAAUUCUGGACAUUUUAUAAGCAAUGGCUCUUUAGAUACAUGUCGCAAUUCUGUUCAGGGCAAAUUUUUAAUUGCUGAUGAUCAAGGUAAUGUAUGUCUUCGACGCCAAGUACUUCAAAAUGGCUGCUGUGAUGUAAAAGGAUUAAAUAAAAUGUCAAAUGUUUCUGAUGUGCCUUCUAUUGUAAAUAAAAAAUAUUCUUGUAAAUCAUGUAAUCCUAAAGGAUGCUGUGCAAUUUUUGAGUACUGCGUAUCAUGUUGCCUAAAUUCUAACAAGAUAAAAAAUAAAAAAGCAUCACCAAGUGUUUCUGUUGCCAGAGAAUCAAUAAAAUAUAAACAAGGGAAAGAUAUCCUAAAAUUAAGACUUCAAAGUUUAGAUGCUUUUCAGCUGUGUCUUUCAGCUUGCCGGACAUCAAGUGCAAGCGUUCGUCAAGAAAACCAAUACAGAGAUCCAGUUUUUAAAUAUUGUUAUGUUUUACAGUUAUCUGAUAAUCGUUUAAAAUUUAAACAAAAAAGAAGUGCAAAUGCAGACUUAAAUAAAAUAGGCGAUGCAGGGAUCGCUUUGACAACUUCUUCUGAACUAUGUUCAUUUGACCCUAAUCAAAUUAUCCAAAUUUAUUCCAUCACCUUGUGAAAUCUCAAGUAACAAAAUCUGCAA